AUUACAAUUAUUAUUAUAAUGAUGUUUAUUUGCGAAAUUACUCGACCCGAAAAAACCUUUUUUUGGCACGAUAUCGUUUAAUUUAAUAUUAUUAUUAUUAUUUAACAUAGUAAUUUAUCGCAAAGUGUGUGUAUAUAUUGUAAUAUUACUACAAUUCGAUAGUCGCCGCCGCCGCCGCCGGUAAUAUGAUUGUACCGAAAAAAGACCUUUUGGUCUUGUUGAAACCCUAUUAUUGGGUGAACGUCAUGUUGACGUGUUCGUUUGUUUUCUGCAAGAAAAACGAUUACGUGUGCCGUCACCUGUUCGAGCCGACAGACACCUCGUGCGAACUGGACACGAAAGAAUUGGAAAUUUUGCUGUUCGUAAUGAUCGUCAUCAUGAUACGCACGAGGAAGGCCGGCAGCGUGACGAUGGUCGAUUAUUUGUCGUCCAGCUUCAUAUACACCAAGACGGCCAACUUGUUGUUGUGGUUUUUCGCGGACGCCCGAUACGGAUUGAUUUACUCCGCUUUGGUCAUCAUCAUAACUUUCGUGCUGCCCGCGCCCACGUAUUCGGGCCCCGAAAACGUCGUGUACUUCCGGUCGCUGGCCAGCCUGGAGGAAACGCUCAGGGACGACAAGUACACCGUGUGGAUCGUUUGCUUCUACACGACGUGGAAUCCGUCGUGCGCGAAUUUCGCGCCGAUAUUUUCGCAAUUGUCCGUCGAGUACGACACAAAGUAUUUGAAAUUCGGCAAAAUCGACGUUAGCCGGUACCCGGACGCCGCACAAAAGUUCAACAUAAACGACACGUCGUUCAGCCGUCAACUGCCCACCGUGGUGCUGUUCAAGAACGGCUUGGAGUCGGUGCGACGACCGGUGUUCGACGCCAAAGGCAAAGUGUACAAGUUCUUUUUCACCGAGUCCAAUUUCAAAGCCGUUUUCGAUAUGAACAACGUGUACGCGGAUUGUAAGAAAACGCUGGACAAGAAAAAGAACGAAGGGGCCGAAAAAACAAAAUCCGAUAAAAAAAAGAAAACUUCAUAGUCUCUCUCUCUCUCACUUGUCGAAACAAAUUUUAUCGAAAACUAGACUAACAUUUUUUUUUUUCUUAAUAUUUUUCAAGUGUGCCCCGUCCGUAUUUACUAUUUUUUUUUUUUUGCGCAACCACAACGAUGUAUUAUUUAUGUCGUGUAUUCUUUAUUACGUAGCCGCGCAAAAGAUACAAUAAUAUGUGUGUGUUUUUUUUUUUUAUUAUACAUUUUGAGAUCUUUUUUCCCUUUACAAAACUGUAAAGUCGUGGAAACAACUAACGAAUCUAGUCAUUAAUAUUAGACAUUUCGCUUAAAUUACAUUUUAUAUGCGUCCAAGCGCAUUAUUGGUUUUUUUUUUUUUUUAAUUAACUAAUAUA
Messenger RNA from Adelges cooleyi (spruce gall adelgid), 1389 nucleotides. Its product is annotated as thioredoxin-related transmembrane protein 2 homolog. The transcript is spliced from 5 exons. Gene Ontology annotation, molecular function: oxidoreductase activity, acting on a sulfur group of donors, disulfide as acceptor. The record is from RefSeq and is a predicted model, not a curated record. Gene Ontology annotation, cellular component: cytoplasm. Lineage: Eukaryota; Metazoa; Arthropoda; Insecta; Hemiptera; Adelgidae. The coding region runs from base 186 to 1025 and encodes 279 amino acids.